CCCCUCUCAUGUUGUCGAUGAGCUUAGGGACUAUCUCUGCAAUAACCCCGAAGCCCGGGAUGCAUUCGACUUGGGGGUCAAAAUUGCUGUUGACAUGAACAUACCACAAUUGAAAGAGUUUAAUAUUUACGAUUUGGAGAGCUACCUUGAGUUCUGCGAAAGCCUUCUACAUUGGGUGCCUACCGAAACAUUUGACGGGAAGAAUGUGUACUACCAUCUCUGCCUUUUCUACUUCAUUCUCGGCCAGUCUCCCAUAGAUCGGCUUCAGACUCCAAUCCUCCCUACCUCCAAAUCACUCUAUACUUGGCUUUCUCAGUGGAUCAUCCGAUUUGCGAAGGCAAUGGGCAGCAACUUGGACAAGCCUGAAUCUUUAACCCCAGAAUCGCUUGAAACUUUCCGUAAUUCUCCCAUUUACCACAUGGAAGAUUACGAAGAACCCGAAGGCGGGUGGAAGAGUUUCAACCAUUUUUUUGCCCGGAAGAUUAAAGGCAGACUUCGACCUGUCGCUGGACGCCCCGGCGACCACAGUGUCAUCGUGAGCCCAGCUGACUCCGUCUUUGACGGCUGCUGGCGGAUCGAGAAUAACAGUAUCGUUUACCUCAAGCACAUCCCUUGGCCUAUCCGCCAAUUGUUGGCCGGCAGCCCCUACAAAUCCAAGUUCGGCGGUGGUGCUUUCACUCAUUCUUUCCUCGCCCCGUACGACUAUCAUCGUCUACAUGCCCCGGUCGCAGGAGAAGUGCUAGAAGCGAGAGUGAUUCCAGGUCUUUGCUACCUCGAGGUAGACGCGACAACUGACGGUGACAGGAACGCCCGUCUAUCGAUGAAGCGGGCCCUUCCUGCGGCAAGGUCAGGCCCUGGAGCCCCUAAGGACCCGGGUGGCGCAACCCACACCGGGAACGACAUUUUGGCUCCUAACACUCCCGGUUACCAAUUCCUCCAAGCAAGGGGGCUAAUCGUGAUCAAGAAUCCGGACAUCGGUCUCGUUGCCGUGUUACCCAUCGGAAUGUGCCAAGUCUCCUCCGUUGUACUGACAGUUAAAGAAGGCGACACACUGAAGAAAGGAGAUGAAAUUUCUUACUUCCAAUGCGGUGGUUCCGAUUGCGUGAUGCUCUUCCAGAGGAAAGCAAACGUCGGGUUCACGACCUCCCUCGGUCAGCAUUACAACGUUGGUAUCCAAGUCGCCAGGGCUUUCCCCGACGGGAUACCGCAGGAAGGCUUCAAGCCUGCUCCCAAGCGUCAUAAACAUAUCAAGCGUCCCGAGUCCGCUCUUCCUAAUGGCCACUGAACUUGGAACUCUCGGCA
Molecule: messenger RNA, 1302 nt
Organism: Cantharellus anzutake
Lineage: Eukaryota; Fungi; Basidiomycota; Agaricomycetes; Cantharellales; Hydnaceae
Product: phosphatidylserine decarboxylase-domain-containing protein
Exons: 1
Coding region: 95-1285 (396 amino acids)
Biological process (GO): phospholipid biosynthetic process
Molecular function (GO): phosphatidylserine decarboxylase activity
Source: RefSeq, a predicted model, not a curated record